Molecule: messenger RNA, 4579 nt
Organism: Cydia fagiglandana
Lineage: Eukaryota; Metazoa; Arthropoda; Insecta; Lepidoptera; Tortricidae
Gene: wts
Product: serine/threonine-protein kinase Warts
Exons: 5
Coding region: 542-3568 (1008 amino acids)
Biological process (GO): peptidyl-serine phosphorylation; G1/S transition of mitotic cell cycle; positive regulation of apoptotic process
Molecular function (GO): ATP binding; protein serine/threonine kinase activity
Source: RefSeq, a predicted model, not a curated record
AGCAACUCUGAACGUCAAGAUAGCGUAGCUUUUACGAACAUACGAAAGAAUGUGGUAAUUCUUCAAAAUGGUCGCUUUGUAUGGUUUGCCAACUUGCAUGUCUGUGUUUUAGAGUUCUUUGUUUUCAUAAUUCCUCAGCUGUAGGAAAAGUGCGUGCAAUAUUUGUCUGAUUUUGAAAACUUGUGUUAUGAUAAUAUUGUGAAUAAUAUACGUGGCGUACCAGAAAGAUGUCAUCGGUAAUGUGAGAGCUCUCGACUAUCGUUUUUAUUUUACGGGAUUAUGACGUCUAUGAUUCUCAUUUGGAUUUGCAGAUACUAAAAAAACGCCAGCUUCAUACAAGGCAUCUAGAUUGAAUACAAAGACUGUCAACAAAGUUAAUAGAAAGUAAUAAACAAACAAGACUGCUUUGUUUGAGUUUUGUGAACGGUUAUCAGCCUAAAGAUUAAACAGCCGUGGUAAUGAGAACUGUAUCCGGUGAUCCAUGGUGCGGGGUGGAGAUGUGAUGGGUGGGGUGGGGUGAGAGCCUCGGGGCUCGGGCGCCAUGAACCCGCCGGCGCCCGGCAAGACGGCCACGCGCUCCUCCGGGUAUCACCAGAAGGCGCUCGCCGAGAUUAGAAAUUCAUUAUUACCUUUCGCUAAUAUUGGAAGCUCAGAGCCACCUGGUUCAUCUGCGGCAAGCACAGUCAGUUCGGGUGUCAGUUCCGGUUUCAGUUCCUCUUCUGGCAAUGGACUGGACAAGGAACUCAAUGUACACCCACAAACACUCAGCCAGCUUAUUGCUUCUGGGUAUGAAGAGGAUCCAGCAGGCCGCCCCCUCAAAUAUUCCGGCGGCCGCAUUGACUCCGCCAUCGAUUACCUAUCGAAGCAGCAGGAGCCUCUCAAUGGAGUCCUCAAGGGCAAUAAUCUCAGCGCACUCGGCACCAAGCUCAUUCGCAAGCCGAGCUUGGAGCGCGAGAUCAGCCUGCACCGCGGGAGCCCCGCCAUGGACUCGGGCGCCGGCUCUUCGCGCUCGGGCAGCCCGCGGCAGAGCGACGCGCCUCCGCUGCCGCACGAGAAGCUGUCCCGGCAGUACUCGCCCUCCGGCUUCUCGGAGCCUCCGCCGCCGCCUCCUCCGCGCUGCCCCUCCACGCCGCCCGUGCCGCCCUCGGUGCAGCAGCUCAUGAAGCGCAUGUCCCCCGCACCGCCUCUCCCGCCCGCGCGCGGCACGAGCCCCGUCCAGCCGCGCCAGCCCAUGGUCGUGCAGAACGGUCCCCAGGCCCAGCAACAGCUCACGCAGCAAAUACAGGCGCUCAGUAUUUAUCAGACGGGUGCAGAACUGCCGCCCCCGUACCCGCUAGCCGGCGUGCCGCCGCCGCCCUCCUACUCUGUGUCGAUGCAGAACCGGCAGAGUCCCACGCAGUCGCAGGAUUACCGCAAGAGCCCCUCCUCCGGCAUCUACUCGGGCGGCACGUCCGCCGGCUCGCCGUCGCCCGUCACCGUGUCGCCGGCCGCGGGCGCCGGCGGCAUGACGCGGCCCACGCCUGUGCAGCCGUGGACGGCGCGCCACGCCGUGCAGCCGCCCAUCAUAAUGCAGUCCGUCAAGAGCACGCAGGUGCAGAAGCCCGUUCUGCAGACCGCCAUCGCGCCGGUGGCGCCGCCGACCGUCGCCCUGGCCGCGCCGCCGCCCCCGCCGCCCUCCUACGCCUCCUCCAUCCAGCAGAAGGCCUCGCAGACGCCGCCCAGCUACCCGCUAGCGCCCAAGCCGCCGUCGCCGGGCGCCGUGCCGACGACGGAGCCGCCGAGCUACGCCAUCACCAUGCAGGCGUUGGCGGCGCAGCGCGGCCUGCAGCCGCCGCCGCCGCCUCCUUACGGCGCGGCGGAGCCCGACUCGCCCUCCGCGCCCGCGGGCCAUGCGGCGCUAGUCAAGAAGUUCUCCGAUUGUGACGCAAAAGGCGAGCCGUCGCAGGCGGCGGAAGGCAAAUGUCCCAACCAGAAUUGUACCAAUAACUUGCUGAAGGAGGGCACUCACGCGUCGGGAUCCGAUAAGGGUUCGAACGGAUCGACGGAGAGACGUCCGGCGGCGCCCCCGAAGAAAAUUCGGCACCAGUCUCCUAUCCCGGAGCGGCGGAAUAUCAGCAAGGAAAAGGAAGACGAGCGCCGCGAUUGCAAGGUGCGGAACUACUCUCCGCAAGCUUUUAAGUUCUUCAUGGAGCAGCACGUCGAAAACAUCGUAAAGUCCUACAAACAGCGCCAGUUCCGUCGGCUGCAGCUCGAGAAGGAGAUGAACAAAAUCGGGCUCAGCGUCGAAGCGCAGUAUCAGAUGCGAAAGAUGCUUAGCCAGAAGGAGUCCAACUACAUCCGGCUGAAGCGAGCUAAAAUGGACAAGUCUAUGUUUACUAAGAUCAAGCCUAUAGGCGUGGGGGCGUUCGGCGAGGUAGCGCUAGUGCGGAAAAUAGAUACGAGCCACCUGUACGCGAUGAAGACGCUGCGAAAGGCGGACGUGCUAAAGCGAAAUCAGGUGGCGCACGUGAAAGCCGAACGGGAUAUCCUGGCCGAGGCCGACAACGAGUGGGUCGUGAAACUGUACUACAGCUUCCAGGACAAGGACAACUUGUACUUCGUGAUGGACUAUAUCCCGGGAGGGGACCUAAUGUCGCUGCUCAUCAAGCUGGGCAUCUUCGAGGAGCAGCUGGCGCGGUUUUAUAUCGCGGAGCUGACGUGCGCGGUGGAGAGCGUGCACCGCAUGGGCUUCAUCCACCGCGACAUCAAGCCGGACAACAUCCUCAUCGAUCGCGACGGCCACAUCAAGCUCACGGACUUCGGCCUCUGCACUGGCUUCCGCUGGACGCACAACUCCAAGUACUACCAGAGGAAUGAGCACGGGCGGCAAGACUCGAUGGACCCGGUGGACGGCGAGUGGAGCAACCUGAGCGAGUGCCGCUGCCACCAGCUGAAGCCGCUGGAGCGGCGGCGCAAGCGCGAGCACCAGCGCUGCCUGGCGCACUCGCUCGUGGGCACGCCCAACUACAUCGCGCCCGAGGUGCUGACGCGCGCCGGCUACACGCAGCUGUGCGACUGGUGGUCGGUGGGCGUCAUCCUCUACGAGAUGCUGGUCGGCUCGCCGCCCUUCCUCGCGGCCACGCCCGCUGAGACGCAGCUAAAGGUGAUAAACUGGGAGAGCACGCUGCACAUCCCGGAGGCGGCGAACCUGAGCCCCGAGAGCGCGGACCUGAUCCUGCAGCUGUGCUCGGGGCAGGACACGCGGCUCGGCAAGGACGCGUCCGAGGUGAAGAACCACCCCUUCCUGCAGUCCAUCGACUUCGAUAAGGGGCUGCGGCGGCAGGUGGCGCCCUACAUCCCGCGCAUCGAGUUCCCCACCGACACGUCCAACUUCGACCCGGUGGACCCCGACAAGCUGCGGCCCACUUCGUCGGCCGACUCCAGCAAGUCGGACAGCGAGCUGCUGGACAACGGCAAGACGUUCCACGGGUUCUUCGAGUUCACGUUCCGGCGCUUCUUCGACGACGGCGGGCCCUACACGAACCGCAUCAACCUGGACGACGACGCGCAGGGCCCCGUCUACGUCUGACCGUGCAGUGAUCACAGAGACGCUGAGACUAACUUGUACGAUAUUUUUACAAAAGUGUGUGCCUUUGACUCUCUCUAUUAAAACGAUAGUUUUUGUAACGUAAUGAAUGUAACGUAUUUAAAAUUUAAAACCGUAUUGUUAAUAAUCCCGGUGAUAAUGUUGUAAUAUUGUAUCGUUAUGUAUUUGUAAGAGUAAUCUAAUUUCUGUAUUAUAUGUAACGGACGGACGGCGGGGCGGGCCCGACUCGACUCGCGCCGUUCCAUUCGAUGUAUACUAUUUUUGUAACUAGAGCAAUUAUUUAUGAGAUAAGAACAAGCUUACUUGAAUUAGCGAAUGAUUUGACAUUGACAUAUUUUCUUAUGUAUUUAUGGAAGUAUAUAUUUAGGUCGCUUAAAGAUGAGUGUCUGUUUAUAUAAUUGUAAACUGCCACCCGGCAAAGUCAUACAUGUGGAACCGAGUCGAAUGUUAAUGCUGGUAUACAAGAAGUGCUUCCAGUCUAGCCUACGGGACAGCUCAUAUAAUGUGCCUUAAUAACUGAAUGUGAUUUUUACAUACAAGAUAUUUAGGUGUGCAUACUUUUGAUAGAAUUUCAUAACAAACUAAGCUGCAAAUUGAGUUCUGUGACCGCGUCGCUCGGAGAGUGCAAUACGUAUUUAUUACUGAAGCUGUGUGCUCGUACACGCACGGCAGGCGGCGCAAGUCGCGAUGCACUAUCGGUUUUCAGUCAAACUGUAAAACGUUCAAUGUAUAAGUAAGGAUUUCGUUUUCACUAACAAUAUCCCAAUUUUAACUAGUAGUCGCAAAUAAUAACAUAAAAAUAGAACAAAACGAGGUGUGAUUAGCAAUACAAUAAUAUAAUGCUUGUUUCGAGUCUAUGUAGACAUGUUCAUGUACAGUACGGUAUAAACCAGCAAGUCACGUCAACUUAAAUUAUGUGUUAUUGAAUGUAAAUUGUUUUAUUCUGAAAUGAAACAUGCUUAUAAGUAAAUGAAAAUAAAGUAUGGGAACUUU